This is a messenger RNA of Penicillium subrubescens, 966 nucleotides long. RefSeq lists its product as uncharacterized. Gene Ontology annotation, cellular component: chromosome. Gene Ontology annotation, biological process: regulation of transcription by RNA polymerase II. Bases 1 to 966 code for a protein of 321 amino acids. The record is from RefSeq and is a predicted model, not a curated record. The transcript has 3 exons. NCBI's taxonomy places the organism in Eukaryota, Fungi, Ascomycota, Eurotiomycetes, Eurotiales, Aspergillaceae. Gene Ontology annotation, molecular function: chromatin insulator sequence binding.
AUGUAUAGAUGUGAGACCUGCACUGCCUCCUUCGCAUAUGAAGACGAAUGGGAGAACCACAUGGUUAAUCACCAUCAUUGGCUUGAAUGCGAGACAUGCACCAGGAUAUUUCGCACUCGUGUCUCUUGCAAUCAGCACAUGAACGAUACACAUCAUUGGGCACCCCGUUUUGAGUGUGAAACUUGCAACAAGUCGUUCCGCUCUGCGAAUGCGGCGGCCCAGCACAUGGCAGAUGUCGGCCACUGGCAACCCAAGACCUGCUGCGAGACAUGCACGAAAAAAUUCCACAACCAGAAGGCUGUGAACCAGCAUAUGGAUGCAUUAGGUCAUUGGGCACCCAAGAUCGCAUGCGAUGUAUGCAAUCAAAAGUUCUAUACGCCUGCCGCCGCAAAUAAACAUAUGAAAGACAAGAAUCACUAUAGGAAUUAUUGCAGAGAUUGUGACCGGCGAUUCGAGAAUGAGAACAACCUUAAGAUGGCAACAUCUUCACUCAAAGACUCACCACGGCUCCAACGUCCUAUGUCCUUUCUUGGCCUCACCUGCCACCUAGAAACCGGUUCCUGUCCUAGAGUGCCGAGCUUGAACCGCGAAUCUAUCCUCCGCAUGAUUCGCGAUCGUGACCGGGAUGGUGCCAUCACCAACAAGCAGAUCGAGUGGUACAAGGAAGACAGUAUACAAUAUGCCGCCACCGGGAAUGCUUUCAACGGCUCCUAUUGGGAGUGUUACCUAUGCCACAAGGAGUUCAGCAAGAAGAACGCUCUGAAUCAGCAUCUCAACUCACCUGUGCACAAGCAGAAAGUUUAUCGCUGCCCAAAUGCAAAAACGGUGUGCGGGAAAGAGUUUAUCGCUCUAGCUGGAUUAUUCAGUCACCUAGAAAGCGAGUCAUGUGCGUACAUGAGAUUCGAAAAAGUCCAGCAGCAGGUGAGUGACGUGAUUCAGGGGCGGAGACUCAUCACAUCGAUUUAA